Molecule: messenger RNA, 417 nt
Organism: Symbiodinium sp. CCMP2456
Lineage: Eukaryota; Dinophyceae; Suessiales; Symbiodiniaceae
Source: the annotation of a GenBank genome assembly
AUGCUUGUGCCGUUUACAUUCCGACCUUCCCUGGCUCGAAGAACUGAAGCGUACGUGGCACCGCCAGCAGCCAGCAGCCUUGAGGACGCGCCAGCCUGCAGAUUCAGGCGGUGUCCAGGGCCUGCUUGCAGAGCGCUGGACGCCAUGGCAGAAGGUCAGGCCGCUGAAGCUCCAAAGGUGGAGGCCGAGCAGCCCACAGAGGCCCAGCCUCAGGACUCCAAGAAGAGCUUUGGUGGGCCGAGGAAGCGUCUCAUGUGGGGCCGCGUCUUCUUGGGACAGGUGGUCGAUUGGAAGGGAAAGUAUGGAUGGAUCCAACCGGCAGAGCCGAUCCUCCACUUCAAGGCCAACCUCCGACAGGGGAGGAUCUUUGUCAACCCAAACACUGCUGUGGUCCGUCGCGCCUGCAGCGGCAAGUAG